Messenger RNA from Halichondria panicea, 732 nucleotides. RefSeq lists its product as uncharacterized. Gene Ontology annotation, cellular component: membrane. NCBI's taxonomy places the organism in Eukaryota, Metazoa, Porifera, Demospongiae, Suberitida, Halichondriidae. The record is from RefSeq and is a predicted model, not a curated record. Bases 1 to 558 code for a protein of 185 amino acids. The transcript has 4 exons.
AUGGCAGAGGAUAAGCAGAAGUUGAGCACAGCUGAUCAGGACUACGGUACUGUGGGAGGGGAGGAGGGAGAUGGUGAGACAGGUGGGGAGGGACCUGCUAGCCCCCAGACAAGUCAGUCUUGUUCCUCCGUUGUCGAUACUCGGUAUCUCAGGAGUAUCGAGGGAAUUCUGAAACUGAUCACAAUUAUAUUUGCAGUUGUUGGAAUAAUUGUAACUUCUGUUGCCCUCUAUUUUGGACCCAGUGGAUGGUACUAUUUCGUUGGCAUUGGUUACAUUCUUUAUGUGCUCAUCACAUUCAUUCUGGAGACAUUUGUGCCCAAUUUUUACAUGAACCGAAUCGCUGACGCAGUCAUUGUUGGAAUGUAUGCAUUGCUGUGGCUUUUAUCAGCUAUUGUCAACACUGCCUUCGCAGCAACCGGUGGCAAUAUACUUCUUGGCGUGGCUUCGAUAUUUGCGUACAUAUCCUCUGGAAUGUGUAUUGCUCAAGUUGUGUUUGCUAUCCUAACAUGGAGAACCAAUGGUGGAACUGGACCCUCAAAACCAAUCUGUGGAAAGUGAUUUUUUUUCACAAUAGCUAACUAUAUCAACUUUUAAUUACUUACACUUUAAUCUCAACUAACACUUGAUCACAGAUACACUUAACUUCAACAUGAUAAUUAUACAAAAUCGCCUUUAAUUAAUACUAAGUUUAGUAGUUGUAGUUUUUCAAGAAAAAACUGUCCUCUCCGUCAA